AUGCGUGCCUUUUAUUUGUUUUCUUGUUUGGCUGUGGCCGCUGUCAUGGCUCGUCCUGAACCACCAGUUUCUAACUCUACUUAAAAUAAUUCUUUUCCAGCCCAUGCUGCUAAACCCCAUGUUUACCAGCAAUUGCCUCAAGAACAUAGCUUUGCUAAUUUCGCUGCUCCCGCUCCCACCUAUGGUGCUCCAGCUGCUGGCCCCUCUCCCGACAGCUUUGCCCCAACCCACCAUGAAACGGCUGCCAUAGAAAUGCCCCAAGAAGAUUCCUAUAAUGCUGCUUAUCGUCAUUCCUCCAACCAACAACAUCAAACCGGUUACGAUAAUGGACCCACUGAAACUCAAGUACACAAACACAUUUAUGUACAUGUGCCUCCUAAGGAUUUCGAAGAGGAAGAUGCCAUGCAACCCCGUGUAACACAUCAAGCUGGUCCCAAGCAAAAACACUACAAGAUUGUGUUCAUCAAGGCCCCAUCUGCUCCUGCUAUGCGUGCACCAAUUGUUGCACCUGCACCACAAAACGAAGAAAAGACCCUCAUCUAUGUGUUGCACAAGAAACCUGAAGCUCAACCUGACAUUGUUAUUCCCACUCCUGCUCCCACUAAACCCUCCAAACCUGAGGUAUACUUCAUUAAAUACAAGACCAAGAAGGAAGAAGCUCCUGUCUAUGGUCCCCCACCAGCCACCAUUGAAGCUGAACCCCGCCAAGCUGUUGAUGUUCCUGCAAAUGAAGGUAACGAUUUUAUGCCUAUGGAUCUUGGCCAAUACGAGAUGGCUGCUACCACCCAACAACCCCAAUACCAAGAAGAAGAACAGCAACAACAAGUCCAACCUCAAUUUGUUAACGAAGAACCCACCAAUAACGGUGCUGAACUCUACAAUGCUCCCACUAUGACCAACUUUAUUAACGAUGAGGUGCAACCCACUGCUGCUGAGCCUCUCAAUCAGUAUUUGCCCCCCGAAACUACCUCAGCACCCAUUGUUGUAGAAGAUGUGGAAGAACCUGCUCAUGUGCCAGCUGCCACUUAUGGUCUGCCCAACAACAGCCGUUUCUUCAUUAAGAAGAGAAAGUAA
Molecule: messenger RNA, 1074 nt
Organism: Calliphora vicina (urban bluebottle blowfly)
Lineage: Eukaryota; Metazoa; Arthropoda; Insecta; Diptera; Calliphoridae
Gene: TwdlC
Product: TweedleC
Exons: 2
Source: RefSeq, a predicted model, not a curated record